Messenger RNA from Pocillopora meandrina, 3208 nucleotides. NCBI's taxonomy places the organism in Eukaryota, Metazoa, Cnidaria, Anthozoa, Scleractinia, Pocilloporidae. The record is from the annotation of a GenBank genome assembly.
CUCGAAAUGACAUUAGCAUCUUGAAGAGGCAUUGGCCAGAGGCAACGAAAUCGCUUUCUCUUUAAUCUGAGAGAAACCAGAAGGGUUUUGCCAUGGAAUCUGUCGAUAGCAGUGAAGCGGGUAAAGCGGCUAAGAAUGAAGAACCUGCUGAAAAUGGCAGUGAACGGCUUAUCACAAUCGUGGCGUUUUUCGCAUUUGGUUUUAUCUUGUACUCCGUCUAUUCUUUGCUGAUUGCCGCUGCUGAAGACAUUCUACGCGGCAGUGACAUUCCAACUUCAGCCGUGAUAUCAUGUAUUGUCGGACCGUACGUGUUUAUAACUCUCAUAUCUCCGUAUUUUGCUCAGAACGUUCCGUACCUGCCUCGUGUUAUAGUGGUGUUUAUACUGUACGAAGCAGGAUUAUUUAGUUUGGUUUACGUAACAGACGUUCGAGCGAAGUUACUCUCUGUUUGCUUGGUAUCGUUUGCCUUCGGCGUGGGUGAAAUGUCGAGUAUAGCCAUGACAUCGUUUUAUAAUCCUGUGGUUGUUGGAGUAUUUUCGGCGGGUACUGGUGUUGGAUUCAUAACAGCUCCCCUAUAUUACACAGGUAUAUGAAGUAUAACUGGUAAAUAAGCUUCUUUUAACUGAAUCCCGACUACACAUUAAAGCAAGCUUUUUUUAAAAUUAAAGUAGUACUUACUAACGUUCUUUAAAGAAAAUGUUUUAAGGCGCUAGGUCUAAAGCCAUGAAGUUAAAUGAACUAAAUUUCUUUUCAAAUACCGAGGAAUUGAUGACAUAUGUCAAGGCCUAGCGAUCGACUGCUCAUUUGAUUAUGUGGCUAAAUAUUCUCAACAGAUGUUCAAUUACUACUGGUGCGUGAGGACUCCCGAUGUUAACCAAGUCAUAAACCUUUAAUUGUGCCCAAAUUUCGGUGAUUUUUGUAUGUAGAAUCUUAACACAAUUGCAAAAACUAAAAGUAAACAUCAUGUAUGUGUAUUUUAAGGUUUGCACGAAUUAUAUUGUUUUCCUGACGACUCCAACUAAAAAUUCCGAGGAACAUCUUUCGUUACCGCAAUGACGAUAUAAACGCUUUUUGCGAAGAGUGGUUUUCAAAUUUGUCGAAUUAUAAACGCUCUAAUGCGUUCUCAGAAUUUUCCCGUUAUGACAGACUUGUAUUGUUUGACAAACGGCUCAAGGCAGGUAUUUAACACUUACGUUUGGUAAAAAUCGAUGAGGCAAAUCACAGUGAAUAUGCAAAUAUAGGUAAAUUGCAGCAACAUUUGAAAAUACUUCUGUUAUUAAAUUGUGUGCAUUUCUUUUUAACUGCUUUUAAGUAUCAUAUUUAGCUUAGAAAUUCCAAUAGCGAGUCUAUCAGCGCUAAAAUUGAAUGGUAAAGUUUCCACACAGCCCCAUACUAUUGUAAAACAAAUCUGUUUUUCCAGUGGAAAUGUAUUGUUUUUGUCAUUGUUUUCUCUAUCCAAGAACUGAAUGCAUAAUGUAGUAUGGGGCUGUGCGGAAAUUUUAGCAAUUGAAUGAGACUUCUAUGUGAACAACACCCAUUUUCAGCUACGGUCGCGAUAGACCGCAUUUCGAAUAUUCGUAGUUCAACUCAGUACACCAGGAGUGCAAACUAAUUGAUCACUAUACGCGGCGAGCCUGAAUGUACAUUCUCUUUAACGUUUUGGUGUCUGCAAUUACAUGACGAGGUCAGGGUAAAUUUUCCCCCUUCCUGUGUUUAAUACAUCGGGGUAUAAUUCCUGAGCCCAAAAGAAAAUUAAAUUAUUUUAACAUGAAGAGCUGGCAGCGGAGAGGCGAAGCUGGAAAGAAAACAAAGAAAUUUACGACACUUAAAAGAAAAAAAAUUUGAAAGAAACGACACUUAACUCUUCUCGAGGGAAUUUUCCUGCCAAUAAAAAAUAUUUAAGAACCAGUUAAAAGACAAGGUGCUGUCUCCGACGAAUUUUUGGUACGCGAUGUGUUUGACGCUUGUGGUUAACAAGUUAUGGGACAAACAUGUUAUUUGCGGAGCCUUUAAAACAAAAACACGAAGUAGGAAGUUAAUUGUUCAGUUUAUGUAUAUUCUUUUCUUUUUUUCCUGAAUACUUCCAGCAAUGACCACAUGGUUUUGUGUAUCCUCCGAGAAAACGACUGUUACAGUAGCAUUCCUUGUCGUGCUUAAUUUGGUGUUUUACGCGCUGAUGGAACGAAAACACAACCGGUCGACGUCAAGAACAUCACGAUGUAACUGCUUUAGUGGUGCACAGUAUGAGAAAGUCGAGGAAAACGAAGAUGAAGACAAAGAACAGACUGGUCCCUCCCCUCCCCUGUUGACGACAGCGGAGAAACUUCGAGCCAUCAAGCAGAUCUGUCCAACAGUACUUUGCGUAGUGAUUUCGUGGAUGUCCGAGUUCUUGGUGACACAAGGUGUCAUCACGACCUACGCAUUUCCUAACUCACCCUUCCCCCCAAGAGAUCAUUACCAAUAUUACAUCACCUUGUUCCUGUUAGGCGAAUUCAUCGGUCGAUCAUACCUGGCUCUUAUCUCACUGAUCAAUCAAGACCUCAUUCCCAAAGUAACAGUUCACAAGUUGUGGCUACUGACCAUCAUAGAGGUCAGCAUUCUGGUGUUUUGCCUUUUCGCUGCCUGGUAUCGUUUCCUUCCGGACAUAACAUAUUUACUGAUUAUCUCCUUCCUCGCUGGGCUAAUAAUUGGAAUUAUGUACGCAAACGUACUCCAAGUGUUCACUGAUUCGUACGAGUUUCCCUUGCGCGAAUUUGUUUUAGGGUUUGUCGCUGUGGCCACGGGUAUGGGAAUAUUAAUCGCUGGUUUACUUGGACUUGUGGUGGAACCAUCUUUUAGAAAACAUUGCAUGACGAUAACAGAUUUAUCAGAAUAUUGUUUCACAAGAACAGAUCCGAAUGCAAUUUCUAACAUCACUGCUUCGUGUCAUAAUUAACAUUCAAUGAUAAAGAGCUUAGAAGACUAUGCGAGUCGCAGAAAACGAUAGGAAAACAAAACAAAGCACUUGACGGAGGUUAAAUCGUUGAGUGUUCAUUUUCCUUUACCUUAUUGUUUCUUCAAGAAGGCAAUGUCCUCUUUAAAGCCUAUUUGAUUUUUUUCUUUAGGUAGAGAGACUUGGGAAGGGCUUACUGCUGUAAGAGCGAGGGAAUGAAAAAUAAACAAAUAAAAUAGCGAAAGUCUACACGAAUAAGCGAGUCGAUUAUGUAUC